AGACGGGUCUGCACCGCUGCGGGCUGGAGGACAUGCCACAGGAGCUGCUGGCCAGGCUGUGUACGGCCACAGACAAACAGGGUAACGGCCUGUGUGACAUCGACAAGCUGACGGCGUACCUGGGUAGGGCCUCACCGGGCGCCAGCCGGGCCAGCGGUAGUAUUCAGGGUAUCGGGAACAACCACCGUCCGAGACGGCCAAAGGAACCGCCUCCGGUGAUCUCCAACUCCGGUUACCGGCCGCCCCAGCCCGCCUACCAGCCGCGGCUGGCCGACCAGGAGCCGGAAGGCGUUCCGGAGAACUCAGCUCGGCCGGAGAGUGCCGGGGCGAUACCGUACGACACCGCCUACCCGCCGUCGCCACCGACCCCCGAGUUUGACCGCGACCAGUGGAUGGCGGAUUAUCAGCACCUGGUCACCACACUGGGCCUCAGCGGCGCAGAGGACGGAGGGUACCUGGCUCCUGACGAGGUGGGACGGAUCACGGAGAGCUACAACACCAUCUACAACCUCGGCAUCCCCAUCGACCUGGUGAACCGCGCGCUGGGGCAGUCCGCUGAGCCCACCUACGGCAUGGUCCAGCUCGCCACCUACACGGACGUGCUGAUGAACCUGUUCCUCAACUCGGUGUAGCGCUGCAUAGGCUUGUGUUACCCACGCUGGAUUGGCUUAACUGCGAUAAAGGGUUGCUGAGAGAUGCAUUGAGAUGUUGACAGUCGAUACAGCAUUGACAGGGUAUGAUUUGUGCCUUGCGAUUUGCAGAACACAGUGGAUGAAUAGGCAACAUAAUUGUCAGCCAGUUUACAUAGGUAUACGUACGAGUUUCGAUAUUUAGUUUUUGCCUGGUCGCAAGUUUGUUAUACCUACUGGGUGCGUUUUGACUGACCAAAAAACAGGAAGACAAUUUGUUUGUGGUCUGAAUCGCGCUUUGUCUGCAUGCAUAUCCAUUCUCAACAUAUCGCGUCAAGCGUGUAAUUUUGUGCAGGUUAUUCGGAAAAAUAUAACACGGUAAAAUGAUUAAUGAAGAUAUACGCAUCGCAUCUAUAGAUGGCAUCGCAUCUAUGGAUGCGUUGAAGCUGUCACUG
Amphibalanus amphitrite is the source of this 1084-nucleotide messenger RNA. RefSeq lists its product as uncharacterized. The record is from RefSeq and is a predicted model, not a curated record. Bases 33 to 632 code for a protein of 199 amino acids. The transcript has 5 exons. NCBI's taxonomy places the organism in Eukaryota, Metazoa, Arthropoda, Thecostraca, Balanomorpha, Balanidae.